Messenger RNA from Bactrocera dorsalis (oriental fruit fly), 534 nucleotides. RefSeq names its product protein spire-like. Gene Ontology annotation, molecular function: actin binding. The record is from RefSeq and is a predicted model, not a curated record. The transcript has 4 exons. NCBI's taxonomy places the organism in Eukaryota, Metazoa, Arthropoda, Insecta, Diptera, Tephritidae. Bases 106 to 519 code for a protein of 137 amino acids. Gene Ontology annotation, cellular component: cell cortex; cytoplasmic vesicle membrane. Gene Ontology annotation, biological process: Golgi vesicle transport; intracellular transport; cleavage furrow formation.
AAGUUACUGAUUGAAGUUAUUUUGUUGUUUCAGGUCCUACGCAAAGUCGCGGUGAUCGUGUACACCGCCUUGGACUACAACCUGACAGUGGAUGAACAGUGUCAAAUGUCACAUGAGCUGGAGGAACUGAUCGCUUUCAUGACAGCAGAAGAAAACGAUGAUGACUGCAUCGAUGAGGGCAUUGAUGAGGGCCACCAACGUUGGGAUGAUGAGGGCGAUGAUGAGAAGUGGAAUGAAACCAAAGAAUUUGAUUUUGUGCUUGAGGCCUGUAAAAAUCACGUUAAGCCCACUGUACCUGAGGAGCAUUACAAGGCGGUCUGUCGUGCGCUGGUCACGGAAACAAUCGAGCUGCGGAUAUUCCUGCAGCAGGUCUUGAACGAUGGUGCCGACAAUCUCCAUUUAGAAGCCGGUUCACAAACAUCUAAACAGGAACUGGCCAAACUGGGCUUCAACGAUUGGGUAAGUCUUAAAUACGCUAGACAAAGAACGCUUGCUGGAAGAAAUCUAACUGUCGUUUAGUAAGCAUAACUGUUU